This is a messenger RNA of Volvox carteri f. nagariensis, 654 nucleotides long. RefSeq lists its product as uncharacterized. NCBI's taxonomy places the organism in Eukaryota, Viridiplantae, Chlorophyta, Chlorophyceae, Chlamydomonadales, Volvocaceae. Bases 1 to 654 code for a protein of 217 amino acids. The record is from RefSeq and is a predicted model, not a curated record. The transcript has 4 exons.
AUGGAAGCUAAUACGGACGCCUUACGAGGUCGCGGACCCCACUACCGCCUCAACCUCCGACAGGCGUCAGCACACGAACCCAUUGCGGCGCUCCGAAACCCAGUUUUUACAAAUUGCACGUUACCAGUGAUCAUCGUGGCGGAUUUUCUGUACAACAUGGGCGAGUUCUUUGCCAAGGUGUUGACCGCCGUUGACCUUCUGUCAACGAUGUCCCUCGAUGACAAGGUGACGCUGGUGCUGCAGACACCCAUGGGUCUUCACAUGGCGGCGUUCCAUUCCUUAUUCCUCAUGCCGUACAGCCGGUACCCGGCGAUUACUGCUUCGGAGCUGGGUGGCAAGGGCUGUAGCGACCCGCGGGACGGAGGCACCAGCUCCUCUCGGGAUGGCUGCGAGCCGGCAGGGGAUGAAGAUCCCGUCAAUCGGGACAGUACGACAGGCUGCCGUACACACAGGGCAGUGCCAUGGUCUAUUGAGCCACAGCAGCCACACUGUUUCGAAAGGACCGCCUGUCCUCUUAGGCAGUUACCUAACUGCCUCUCUUUCCUCACCUUCCUCCGUCUGACAUCUCAAAAGGUCGUCAUACUCAUUUCGCAACCACAACGCCAUUACUUCAUUUUCCAUCCCUUUUUCAUCCAAUUAAAUAAUAUUAAAUAA